AUGGUCGUGACCGCUACCCUUGUGACCCUGAACAAUGGGCAAAAAAUGCCUGUUCUUGGGCUCGGCACCUACAAUCUGCGAGGACAGAACUGUAUCGAUGCGGUUAAGACAGCAAUUGACGCGGGCUAUCGGCACAUUGAUACUGCCUCCCUUUACCAGAACGAAGCCGAAGUUGGUCAAGCUGUGCGGGAAAAAAUUGAGAAUGGUACGAUCAAGCGUGAGGACAUUUUCAUCACUACGAAGCUCUGGAAUACCUCACAUGAACCGGCCCAGGUUCGCGAAGCGUUUGAUGCUUCGCUGACCAAACUCGGUCUAGAGUAUGUGGACCUUUACCUUAUGCAUUCUCCCGUUGGUGCUACGGUGGAUACGAACGGAGCGACCGUUCUUACCGAAGUUGACUAUGUCACCACCUGGAACGCGAUGGAAAAGCUGCUCGAUACGGGACGCGUGCGUAGUUUGGGUGUGUCCAACUUCAACAGUGAACAGUUGCGUCGAGUUAUCGAGAAUGGUUCCAUCAAACCGGUGACCAAUCAGGUCGAAUGUCAUGUAAGACUGAAUCAGAAAAAAUUGAUCAAGUACUGCAAAGAUCGUGAAGUUGUGGUAACUGCCUACAGUCCACUGGUCCGACCGGGGACAACCUUUGGCCUGGAGGAAUCUAAAGCUCCCAAGCAUGCGUUCGAAGAUGAGCGAGUGAUUGCCAUUGCGGAACGGUACGGUAAAACACCGGCCCAGGUUCUAUUGCGCUAUCUCGUUGAAAUUGGAACCGUGCCCAUCCCAAAGUCGGGCAACCCGGAACGCAUUCGUCAGAAUUUGGACAUUUUUGACUUUUCACUUACGCCGGAGGAGGUCCAUUCGCUGGAUUCGCUCAACACGGGACAGCGGUUGGUGAAAUUUGAAACCGCCGAAGCACAUCCCUUCUAUCCGUUCAAUGCAGAGUUUUAAUUGGA
Molecule: messenger RNA, 947 nt
Organism: Anopheles maculipalpis
Lineage: Eukaryota; Metazoa; Arthropoda; Insecta; Diptera; Culicidae
Product: aldo-keto reductase family 1 member B1-like
Exons: 3
Coding region: 1-942 (313 amino acids)
Cellular component (GO): cytosol
Molecular function (GO): aldose reductase (NADPH) activity
Source: RefSeq, a predicted model, not a curated record